UCUGGAGCAGCCAUGAACCCAGUUGGCGGCGUUCACCGAGGCUACCUCAGGAAAUACGGUGGCUUCAUGUUCAAACAGUGGAAGGACAAGUACGUGGUUCUCAGCGUGGAGGGAAGCCUGCUGGUGUGCCGAGACGGCGAGUCCCCGCCCGACCAAGUGGUGGACCUGCAAAGCCACUGCGAGAUGAUCGUGGAGGGACGCGAGAUCUUGGACCUUCCCAGGCUGCCAACGGGGGGCCGCAGGGACUGCUGCUUCGCCCUCGUCCUUCAGCAGAGCAAGUUUCUGCUGAUGCUCGCCGACAACCCGGACGACUGCGCUUUGUGGCUGAAGCUGAUAAGAAAAGUUAGAGAGGGCGUCAUGUCACCUGCCGGCCUGCAGAGGCAGCGCAGCAUCGCCCGCUGCAUCACCGACAGGGACCCUCUGCCCGACUCUGGCAGCGACAAGGACCCCGGCUCGCCUCGGCCCAGCGAGGCUAGCACCCCGCCGUCGACCCACGUCACAGAGAGAGGCGGCUCGCUGAGAGAGAGACGGCAGAGUCAAGGCCGGUUUUUGGAUCUUUACAGAAUCAGACAUUGGUUUCAAAGAUGGGUAGAAUUAUAUUGAUGGUUUUUUUUUUCAUCAGUUAGUGC
This is a messenger RNA of Syngnathus typhle (broad-nosed pipefish), 629 nucleotides long. RefSeq lists its product as uncharacterized. Gene Ontology annotation, cellular component: membrane. Gene Ontology annotation, biological process: regulation of cell differentiation. Lineage: Eukaryota; Metazoa; Chordata; Actinopteri; Syngnathiformes; Syngnathidae. Bases 13 to 603 code for a protein of 196 amino acids. The transcript has 4 exons. The record is from RefSeq and is a predicted model, not a curated record.